AAAACUCAUGAUGUGUCUUUGGCUUAUGCUGCUGCAAUAUUUCCUGUCGCGCAGCUGUUUUAUGAUACACGAUGGCGAUGCGAUGCGAAGACUGAACUCCUUUCCGAUGUCAUGAAUCGUUGGCAUCAGGUAUUCCAGAAUGAUUGCUCGGAACUAAAUCUGGAUUCAUUGGAGCAGUGGAUAACCAGGUUCCAUUUCGAAUCAAAGUUUGACUUCUUGUCGCGAAUCCAUGAACACGUUCAGUCUGAUAUGUCCGAAUGGGAGGACUCCAUAUUUAACGCCAGUUCGUUGGAUUCUCCGUCUUGGCGAAUAAGUGCGCUAUGUCUGCUUGCUGCCUUAGACAUUCUGGAUGAAGUGACGCUACCAUCCUUGCCUGCCGAAUUGCUGGAUUUUAUUAUGUGUGGCGUGGUGACAGCAAUGGAUAGCUGCGAUGAACGCAUGGCUGCACAGGGCGAAAAUCCGCCUCAACUGGAAGCACUAGCUGGCCUAGCUUUAUUGGUAUUCAGCAAAUGCGAUAAAUUAAGUUGUCACAAUUACGGUAACUCGUUUGAUACGGAAUGGCCCAACUUCUUUCUUCCAACAAUGGCACGUAUUGUUGUGCGAUGGUUCACAUUUCUUGAAGCUGAUAGUCCGGCAACAUUCUUCGUGAGGAGUUUAGUGGAUGCGUUGCUGCGCAUAAAACAACUGCCGGACGAUUUGUCACUGAAAACAAAGCUUUGCCCUGAGCUGGAUAAAUUUGGGUAUGAUGCCAUCCAUCAAACCCUGAUAAUUCAUGCCGAAGAUUUGCUUCCAUCGGAAAGCACGUUCAUCCGAUUUACGGCCUUGCACAUGCUAAGAAUUUUAUCCCCCAUAAUGUACAAACAAGAGAAUGGCCAGUGGACGGAGGAAGAAAAGGUUUCAUCAAGUGGACCGCGUCGUUUGAUAGUGCCUGAUACACUUGC
Messenger RNA from Ostertagia ostertagi, 941 nucleotides. The record is from the annotation of a GenBank genome assembly. NCBI's taxonomy places the organism in Eukaryota, Metazoa, Nematoda, Chromadorea, Rhabditida, Trichostrongylidae.